AUGAUGACUAUUUUAAUCCUUUUCCGAGGAAACUGUGGUCUUUCCAAAUGCAUCUCGGCUUACAUGGUGGCCAUGGCAAUGUCGGAUCUAUUGGUUAUUAUCAAUAGUAUUAUAGUGUAUCGUAUUUUGAGUUAUCACUUCCCAUUUUCCUUCUUGUCCCACACACCUGUGUGCAAGCUCAUUGCAUACAUGAUUGCGAACAGUGUAGAUUUUAUUGUUUGGUUCACCGUUUCCUUCACAUUUGACAGAUUUGUGGUGAUCUGCUGUCAGAAGUUUAAGACAAAUCAUUGCACUGAAAAAACUGCAAUUAGAAUAUUAAUAAUCAUCUCAGUUUUGAUCAUGUUAAAGAACAUCCCGGUUUUGUUUGCAUAUGAACCAGUGCAAAUCAUUAAUCAAAUUGAAUGGGGCUGCCGGUCAAGUGAAACGUUCUUUGCUUCAUCUCCCGGAAUGGCGUUUGUCUGGUUCUACAGCACCUGGGUUGCUUGGCUUCCAUUUCUCCUAAUUUUCUUGUUUAAUUCUUUAACCAUCCACCGUGUUGUCGUUGCGAAUAGGACUCGCGUUGGACUCCAGGGUCACAGAACUGAGAACCGAAACCAAUCAGGGAUGGAAAACCGGAGCAAGUCCAUUAUUUUAUUGUUCUCGGUAUCAGGUAGUUUAAUAUUGCUUUGGUUGACGCAGUCGGUGUGUUUGGUCAUGACCAGAUUGCCACACCCUAACUACUACCGGGGUGACUUUGGCAACCCUGAAUACAUCGCAACUGAAACAGGAAAUAUGUUGAAGUUGUUGAGUUGUUUCCUGAACCCAUGCAUUUAUGCAGCAACCCAGAACAAAUUCAGAGAAGAGCUAAAGCACGUGGGGAAAUCUCUAUGGAAGGAAAGAAAUCACAUUAUUUGA
This is a messenger RNA of Chiloscyllium plagiosum (whitespotted bambooshark), 894 nucleotides long. The record is from RefSeq and is a predicted model, not a curated record. NCBI's taxonomy places the organism in Eukaryota, Metazoa, Chordata, Chondrichthyes, Orectolobiformes, Hemiscylliidae.